ACGUCACCUUAGUAUUUUUGAUUGAUUGUGAUUCAAUUUGAAACCCAUCCAUCCACACUCAUUCAACAAUACAUUAAUUCAUUCUCCAAACCAAAACGUAACAUAAUUCUUCUUUCACUCUAAAACGACCUCGUUUCGUCAUUCUUAACCAUGUCGUACGAUUACCUCUUCAAGUACAUCAUCAUCGGCGACACAGGUGUAGGGAAAUCUUGUCUGCUCCUUCAGUUCACCGACAAGAGGUUUCAACCUGUUCAUGAUCUUACAAUUGGUGUUGAGUUUGGUGCUCGUAUGCUCACCAUUGAUUCUAGGCCUAUUAAGCUUCAGAUAUGGGACACUGCUGGACAAGAGUCUUUUAGAUCCAUCACUAGAUCUUACUACAGAGGAGCAGCAGGGGCACUUCUAGUUUAUGACAUUACAAGGAGAGAGACAUUUAAUCAUUUAGCAAGUUGGUUGGAAGAUGCCCGGCAGCAUGCAAAUCCUAACAUGACAAUCACGCUCAUAGGGAACAAGUGCGAUCUAUCUCACCGAAGGGCGGUAAGCAAAGAGGAGGGAGAGCAGUUUGCUAAGGAAAAUGGACUUUUAUUCAUGGAGGCUUCUGCCAAGACAGCUCAAAAUGUAGAAGAGGCUUUCAUAAAGACUGCUGCAAAGAUUCUUCAGAACAUCCAGGAUGGUGUCUUCGAUGUGUCCAAUGAGACAUGUGGUAUAAAAGUUGGGUAUGGACGUCCACAAGGCCAGUCAGGAGGCAGAGAUGGAACUGUUGCUGCAGGAGGUGCAUGUUGCGGCUGAUUGGGAGGAAAACAACUCUGAAUAUAAUCCUUUUCUCAAUCUAUCUCUGGAAAACUGAGUGUAUACUCUUUUAGACUAAACAUGAACUUUUUGAUAAUCCUACAAUUUCAUGUAUAGUUUUUCUUAAAGGCCUUCUUGGGAGGAGAUUUGACUGAAUAGCUGUUAAGCUUAGUAAAUGUUUGAAAUUGUUGGUUGUUAUGUUAAAUGCCAUUAUGAAUUUGUUCUAUGCAAUAGCAUAGAGUAAUUUUAUGAGUAGGUAUUACCUAUGAUAGACACUCAAUUCAAAUAUCAAACAAGUGAAAAUUUGUUUGGCUCA
Messenger RNA from Cicer arietinum (chickpea), 1102 nucleotides. Its product is annotated as ras-related protein RABB1b. Gene Ontology annotation, molecular function: GTP binding; GTPase activity. The record is from RefSeq and is a predicted model, not a curated record. Lineage: Eukaryota; Viridiplantae; Streptophyta; Magnoliopsida; Fabales; Fabaceae.